Molecule: messenger RNA, 1767 nt
Organism: Aptenodytes forsteri (emperor penguin)
Lineage: Eukaryota; Metazoa; Chordata; Aves; Sphenisciformes; Spheniscidae
Gene: POC1A
Product: POC1 centriolar protein A
Exons: 12
Coding region: 1-1587 (528 amino acids)
Biological process (GO): cilium assembly
Cellular component (GO): ciliary basal body; centriole
Molecular function (GO): protein binding
Source: RefSeq, a predicted model, not a curated record
AUGACCGCCCAUGACCACCAUGACCCCAGCAUGGGUCUUCCACAGCUGUUUUGUGUCCCAUCCCAAUACGCCCUGGAGAUGGAGGCAGGGGCCUUGAGCAACCAACCCUGCAAUGCUUUGGCAUAUGUCAACCCAACCGGCUGGGCAACAGCAGAGAAAGUUCAGGGACUGAAAGCAGACGCCUGCCCUUGGUCAGCAAGACCAGCAGAGCUGGGGCCACCUGUACUGGAAGGGGGACCCAUGACCGCCCAUGACCACCAUGACCCCAGCAUGGGUCUUCCACAGCUGUUUUGUGUCCCAUCCCAAUACGCCCUGGAGAUGGAGGCAGGGGCCUUGAGCAACCAACCCUGCAAUGCUUUGGCAUAUGUCAACCCAACCGGCUGGGAAGAUCCGUCCCUGGAGAAACACUUCAAAGGCCACAGAGAUGCCGUCACUAGCGUGGACUUCAGUCUCAAUAAGAAACAAUUGGCAAGUGGCUCGAUGGAUUCGUGCCUGAUGAUCUGGAGUAUGAGACCUCAGAUGAGAGCCUAUCGCUUUGUGGGCCACAAAGAUGCAGUGAUGUGUGUUCAGUUUUCACCUUCUGGUCACCUGGUGGCUUCAGGCUCUAGAGACAAAACAGUCCGUUUAUGGAUUCCUAGUGUCAAAGGAGAAUCUACUGUCUUCAAGGCUCAUACGGCAACUGUAAGAAGUGUUCAUUUCUCCAGUGAUGGCCAGUCCUUAGUUACAGCUUCUGAUGACAAAACAGUCAAAGUGUGGAUGGUUCACAGGCAGAAGUUUCUGUUCUCACUUAGUCAACACAUAAACUGGGUUCGCUGUGCCAGAUUCUCUCCUGAUGGACGAUUAAUAGUGUCAGCCAGUGAUGAUAAAACUGUCAAACUGUGGGAUAAAACCAGCAGAGAAUGUAUACACUCCUUCUGUGAGCAUGGGGGGUUUGUGAAUCAUGUGGAUUUUCAUCCCAGUGGUACAUGCAUUGCUGCGGCUGGUACAGAUAACACAGUGAAAGUGUGGGACGUUAGGAUGAAUAGACUUCUUCAACAUUAUCAAGUGCACAGUGCUGUGGUAAACAGUCUUUCCUUUCACCCCUCUGGAAACUAUCUGGUUACUGCUUCCAAUGAUUCAACUCUUAAAAUUCUGGACUUGCUAGAAGGAAGACUUCUGUAUACCCUUCAUGGUCACCAGGGGCCAGCCACCUGUGUAGCCUUUUCAAGAACUGGAGACUUUUUUGCCUCUGGAGGUUCUGAUGAACAGGUGAUGGUGUGGAAGACUAACUUUGAUGCAGCAGAUUAUGGCGAUGUACUGAAAACACAGAAGUCUGGCACUAGUGUGGAUGGGACCCAUCACACUCUGCAAUCAGAAAUGGAUUGUGGUGUUCAUCUUAAGAAAACAAAACCUCAGGAUUCUGGUAGAAACCAUGCACAGCAAGAUGAGGAGACCAGUCUCGCAAAUACCUUGGAGCAUAUUAUGGAACAGCUGGAUGUUCUGACUCAGACGGUUUCCAUCCUGGAGCAGAGGCUGACGCUCACUGAAGACAAGCUGAAGGAAUGUCUUGAGAAUCAGCAGAAAAUCAUUCAGAACAAACCAAGCUGAUUUCCUGAGAGAAGAUGGGAGCUGAAGGCAUUGGGAGGUUUGAGGUUGUUUGUGUUCCUAACAGACUGUGUGUGACUUGCUUUAAUGAUUUCGAGCACAAUCUAUUUUUCAAUUGGAAUGUACAGUUACUGCAUCUGUAAAAAAGCUUUGUUACUUUACUAAAAUAAAAGGAAUAUUUUA